AUGGUUACCCAACCCUUUUGGGGCCCUGGCGAAGCACGGGAUGUCGUUGUUAUCCCCGGCAAUCCGAGGCCAAUAAUGGGAACCGAGGAUCCGGUCCCUGAAGCUGAAAUGGAUGCAGUAAAUGGCCGGCUCAACGAGCGCGGCGAUACUCUGCAUGAAUCCCCGGAUGCGGCACCCGUGGCCGUGAAGAUCUACAUACCGGUCAUAAUUGUGGUAUUCUUUGGACUCCAUCCCUCACCGCACGUCGCUGCCGUGAUGAAGCUAUUGGAAGCCCGCGCCAUCGUCUGCCGUGCGGAGAGCAUCGAUAACCUAGUGGCGCUAGUCGUGGAGGCCAGGGACAACAUCCACGGCGUGAUCCUGGCCGACCCACAGCUCAUGACCACCUAUGGUAACGCUUGGAAGACCAUCAAGGAGCUCGCCAUCACCCGCAAGUACGGGUGGCCGUUCAUCCUCGCCGGCAGCGGGAUCUGGGGCGCCGCGCGCUACCCCCUCAACUGCACCAGCUAUAUACGCUACGCGUUCGGGGUGCGCUGGCGGGUAAACCACCAGAUUCCCACCAACAGAGCGGAGCGCAAGAAGGUUCUGGUCCGAGGACGUCCGGGGGAGACCUUCCAGCACGCUGCGGUGUGGCUGAGCAAUAUCCCCAAGGCUGACCAGAUUGCCAUCGAGGCCAUGAACCCGGAUGACCCCCUUGUGAACUCGUACUUGCUCACGCCGAGGUACACCGCAACCUCGGUCAUGCUGCACUCGGAGAAGAAGGGGGACACUGAAAUGCUCGUGCCCCUGAUUGGCUGGAUCGGCAUCGUCAACAACCCCGAGGAGGAGGCCAAAUGGAUUCUGCGGCUGUGCCAGCUGGAGUUCGGGUUCACGACCAGUCCUCCACGGCGGUGGCCCGAAUAUACCGUUUCCUUCGAGCCAAGUGCUGAUAUCGUGCCGGUGGAGUCCACCAAUGCGGACGCAGACGCCUAG
This is a messenger RNA of Aspergillus uvarum CBS 121591, 969 nucleotides long. RefSeq lists its product as uncharacterized. Lineage: Eukaryota; Fungi; Ascomycota; Eurotiomycetes; Eurotiales; Aspergillaceae. The transcript has a single exon. The coding region runs from base 1 to 969 and encodes 322 amino acids. The record is from RefSeq and is a predicted model, not a curated record.